GGAAGGCGGUUCCCUGUUCCCUGCCUGACUUAGCACCGCCAAGUGCCUCCAGAAGCGCUCCGGGAGCCGCGGCUGCAGCCGUGCAGGGGGAGGAGGGCCGGGCAGGCACUGCAGCAGGGCAGAGGAUGUUACUUAACGUGGCUCCAGUCUCCUCCCCCUCGCCGCUGUGGCUGGGGGAAGGGGGGAGCGGGCUGGAGGGAAGGGACAAGCGGCGGGGGUGAUGCCCAGAGCCCCCCGAGCCCAGCCCGCCCGCCGCAGCCGGUCCCAGCCGCGGCUGCCUCCGCUGGGAGCCUCCCCUGAGCUCCGGAGGGGCAGCUCGGGCUCCGAGCGCCGGGCAGAGGCGGAGAAGGAGCUUUUCCAGCCCUCCGGCAUCCCCGGUGCCCUGGCAGAGGCUGCGCUGGAAGGACGGAGGCUCCGCAUCCCGGCCUGGGAAAACUCCCGUGCCCCCGGGGGAGAUGAGCCCGGGCUCACGGACAGGGGAGCAGCCGGGUUUGGACAUCUCGGGAGAAGAAAAGAGCCUCGUGCCUUUGCUGUGAGCACGGCAGACACCUCCGAAGGGGCCGAGCCCAGCAGUGCCUGGUGCUAAUUCGUGCCUGAAGCCGCUGGAGCUGCCCAGGACCCACGGGAACCUCCCGGGAGGGGCGCAGCCCUUUGGGUUUCUCAAUGAAAAUACCGAUGAUAUAAAACGCGGGCCAUCAUCCUCUCCCUUGAGAAGAGGGAAAAGAGCAGCCUGGCAUCUCGGGAAGAGGCACCACCAUCCCUCCCUGGGUGUCUCCUGAGGAUCGGGGGGGGACAGGAGGUGUCGGAGCUGGGGGCUCUGCUCCAUGACCAACACUCGGGACCGCAGGGCAGCCAUGGACUCCCCUCCUCUCACCUCCAGCCCUCCUGCAGGGCCCGUCACCUUCUCCCAGGUUUUUGGGCAGCAGUGCCAGCUCAUGGAAGCAGCUGUUGAAUCGCUGCAUUCCUUGAAUGACCAGAUCUCCCAUUUCAUCGUCAACAAGUCAAAAACCCUGGAUGAGGAUGAAGAUGCCUUUUUGCCCAGUGAGAAGGAAUCUCUGAAAAGUGCCAUGGUGCUGAUGAGACACCUCCUGAUGGAUGCACAGGCUGUAAGCUUAGCUCCUUCCAAGGAAAGCAACCAUGCUAAAUACAUCCCAUUCGAUUUCAUCUGCACAGAGUUUUGGCAAACCACAGAUUUGCUCUGGACUCCUAUUUUUCCCUGCAAGGAGAUGAAUUCACUGGCUGCAAGACCCUGUCACCACUUCAGAUCUGUUCUUCCUUCUGGGAAAAGGUGUCUUUUAUCCAUUGCACAAAUUUAAGGAUGUAAUUUAAUUCCCAUCUUCCUCAUUUAUCUGUGAGUUGGGAAUAAUAUUUGCCUACUUCACAGUGAUCGUGUGAGACUCUUCAUUCAUUAAUGUGUAAAAGCUUUGAGAUCCUUAGGAUGAAAAUCACUUUAAAAGAUGCUGUUAAUAAUAAAUAUCAAGUAAUGCACCUUGGUACCUCUUAGCAAUAAUUGGUGCUAUCAUUCCUGCCCAACUCUUCCAUGAAUUAAAAGGCUUUGAAUGGAACUGGAACCACGAAUGGGAUUGGGACCAAUUAACACGUAAUCAUAUGUCAGUUUUUAUAUCCUUAGCAUUCCUGUCAUGGGACUCCCGGGAAAAUCUCCAUGGAUUUUAAUGGUGCAAUGUCAGAAUUCAACCCCAGACGUGUUUGUGGGAUAAUUGCUGGAUAACCUGAGUUCUUCUGGUAACUUGGUUGCUUAGUGAUUAAGCUAAAGGCAAAAGUAUGCUGGUUUAAUAUUAACACAAAUGGAAUUAGCCACCCUUUCUAUGAGUUAAAUGUUACAGGAAAAUUCUCAUUAUAAGGAAACCAUGAUUUUAUUUUUUUUUUCCUUUUGAUAUAUAGAUUUAAUUAAGUAUUUUGUUGAUAGUUUUUGACCUGCUCUUUGUACUUAACCUCCACUCCAGCAUGUGGAGACUGGCUUUUAUGGAAAAGCCAAUAAUUUGCUGCUCAGUCACCCAGCUCAUACUUUUACGAGAUUCCAAGCACACAGCACUCACCCUCCUAAACAGAGAGGCUCUGAAUGUGCAUCCCAAGGAAAUAAAGAGCUCACAUAAAGAAAUUGCCUGAUCUUCCAAAGGUAUCAACAUUAUUUCUAUGGAAGGGGAGAGCACCAAACCUCGGAAUGACGCGUGGGAUGGAGCCAGGACAAAGGACAGAGUGAAUCAACACCAUGAGAAAGCUGGUGGGGAUUGACAGCAAAAUGUUCCCUUUAUUAGGGAACUUAGGAGCAGCCUCUUGAUCCUGGCCAGGAGUGAAUUGUGUGCUGUGAACGUUGCUGGUGCCACAUGGGGGAGAUGUUGAAGAAGAGCUGGAUCGCUCCACUCUGGCACAGCGACUUCCCAGGGAAGAGCAGCCCGAGGGGUUUAGGAGCCUGAUUCCUUUCAGCUUCCCUCCCAUAGGAUAAGUAUAUAAAUAUCCUGUAUAAAAGUAUAUAAAUAUCCUGUAUGAAAAUAUCCUGUAUAAAAGGGAUCUGUGCAAACCACUUGAAAAAUUAUCCCUCUCAGCUUCAGGGCGCGUCCAACAUCUUCCAUAAAAGCCAAAGGUGCUUUUAUAAGCAAGACCAUGAAGUGAUGAAGGGAGAUAAAAUCAGAAGUGAUGCAGUCCUUUGUGUUAGCACCACUGCAGCUCUCCCCCUCUUGCCUGGCAAGCUGGGUUUGGGGAGGGAUGGUUUGGAGGAGCUGAGGGAGUCUGGCUGGCAUGGGCAGCACUUAGCAGGAUUUCUUGCUGCUGUUCCCUAAUACCCAAAAAAUGAGGAUAAGCUCAUACAAGCGUGAUUUACUCAGGCCCACUGGCCAUCUUCCUUGUUUCUUCUUAGAAUAAUGCUUUUCACACUGCAAAUUAGUGGUUAAUGCUUAUUUAUGCAUGAGAAAUCUCCACAGAAAUGGCUAUAGGGAAAGUAUCUGUACUGUGUGAAAGCCAAAAAAGUAAGAUUGACUUUUUGAAUUAUCUUUCCAAUGCCAAUUUUUUUUUUCCCCUGCAAUGGUUUAAAGAGAUAUUAAUUCUAGGACCCUGAUAUGUUUUAUAAUAUUCUAGCAGCCAGGUUAACAGGUAGAACCAGUACUUUUGUAACAGGGGUGAGCUGUGAAGCUGGGUUACGUAGCCUGGGGGAGUCAAGAGGUCUUCAUUUUUCAGCUUAAAAAAAAAAGAAAGAAAAGGAAAAAGUACAAACACACAGCACAAACCCCAAAAGCUGAAGUGCUGCCCCCUUUGAACACGGGCUCCAGCUGACUCCAGGGGAACUCUGGCUCCUCUUUCAAGCAUGACCUUCCCUUUCUGCCCACUGACAGCCAGAGGCUGCAAGAAUAUAGCAACUUUUUCCUCUCUGUCUUUCUGCAUAGAGGAAUUCAAAAUCACUGCAUGAUGUGUGCCCCAAUUAAUAUUCCCUGAUUGUUUCCCUUUCCCUUCCAAAUGAUGUCAGUCUCCAUUAUUUUUGGCAUAAUGGUAGUGAGAGGAAUGUCUGUUUUUCAGUAAUAUUUUAUCUCUCAUUUUUGUGUUCCCAGCAAUCUCUGCUCAUCUCAGGAUUCUUCUUUUUCUUUUCAUCCUCUUGCUUUUGACUUAUAUUGUAAAAGACCUACAGUAAAAUAAUAAAAACUGUCUUAAUCUAUCACUACUCAGUUUGUACAUUAUUAAUAAUGAAGGCAG
Molecule: messenger RNA, 3702 nt
Organism: Parus major (Great Tit)
Lineage: Eukaryota; Metazoa; Chordata; Aves; Passeriformes; Paridae
Exons: 3
Coding region: 825-1316 (163 amino acids)
Source: RefSeq, a predicted model, not a curated record